Molecule: messenger RNA, 906 nt
Organism: Lactuca saligna
Lineage: Eukaryota; Viridiplantae; Streptophyta; Magnoliopsida; Asterales; Asteraceae
Source: the annotation of a GenBank genome assembly
AUGUUGUCGGGCAUACCAUGUGUACCUGUUGGUGGAAGCAACUUGUGGCUAAUGAAUAAGCUUAUUAAAUCAUUACCACCCCUAGUUAGAAGGAUGCCUGGAAGACCCAAAGUAAAUAGAGUGAAGCAUGCAUCUGAAUCAGAAGAUGCCAAAUACCCCUUUCAAAGGUUAAAGGUUACUAGGACUGUGAGGUGUGGAAAGUUCCAACAACUUGGGCAUAAUAAGAUUUCAUGCACAAAUGAUGAGGUACCUAAGCCACCUAUCCCAAAAAGGAAGAUUGGAAGACCUAGGAAAGAUGGGGGAGGCCAACCUAUCUUUGAUCAAUUCCCUCCAGUUGAGCCUGUUGUACCAAGAAGUGAUGUUGAUCCUCCCACAGUUUCAGAAUGUGGUGAUCAAGUUAGUGGGAUUGAUGUACCAAGAAGUGAUGUUACUCCUCCCCCAGUUUCAAAAUAUGUUAAUCAAGUAGGUGGUCCUAAUAUUAGUCCUCUGAAAAGGACUAAGAUGAUGGCAAGGAGAAGAGGGGAAACUAAAGUUUCUGGAUCAAGGAACAAAACACCAAAGAAAACACCUAAUGGUAAGAAACAUAAGAGUAAUGCAAAGGAGGAUGUGUCCCUAACCUAUGAUGAGGAUUUUGUUGAUCUUUUUACCCAUGCACCUAAUGGUAAGCAAGGUAUGAGUCAAGCAACAGAGGAUAUUCAGGAACAAGAACAUGAUGACAAUGAAGUGAAGGUGAGUGAAAGACUUACUUUACAGGAGUUGCUGAUGUCUGGAUAUACACAUGCUGAAGCAGUGGCUGCUAUGAAAGAGAGGAAACCCUCUGAAAGAAUUAGGAAGUUGAAGCUCAGGAAAAUGGUUGAAGAUGUUGAUGGUGGUGGUUCCUCCAAAACCCCUUGGGUUUUAGAGUAA